GGCUGGAGCCCGGCUAAGCCUGAAGCAGCUGUGGGGAGGGUCCCAGCUGAUAGAGGGAGCUGGUAAAGCCCCCGCCUCCCCCCCCUUUGCGGGUUAGCUGCGUGCACACAGUUAGGGGGGCGCAGCCCUGAGUGCUGGACAGCGGGGGAGAGGGGCUCUGCUCUAGCUUGAGAUCCUGUCCUCUAGCCUUUGAAGGGAGCACCCGGUGUGGAGGGGAGAAGGAGACCUCUGGUCUUAUGGACCAGGGCUGCUCCCUGCAAGCCUCCAGCCCCCAGUGAAGUGUGCCCCCAGUACACGUCCCCAGGCUUGGCUGUGGCCCUAGGUCACCAUGGAGGUGCUGGAAAGUGGGGAUCAGAGCCUGUUCCGCUUGGACCGCAAGCUGAGCGAGCUGUCAGAGCCUGCAGACUCCGAAGUCCUGCUGUACAACACGCACUUCACAGAGUUCCUGGAUGAGUUUUCACAGGAUGUCCUAGGCCACCUUUUGAAUGACCCCUUCUUGUCUGAGAAAAAUGAGAUGAUGGAGGUGGAGCUCUCCCCGGCUUCCCCAGCUCCUCUCAUCCAGGCAGAACACAGUUACUCCUUGUGUGGAGACUCUCGCCCCCAGUCACCCCUGACCCAUGUAUCAACUGAUGACAACUUCAAUGAAGCUGAUCUGGAAAAUGAGGAAUGGUGUCUGAGUGCAGAGUUGACUUCAUCAUCCAUAAAGACCGAACCGAUAUUGUGUGAGGCCUCAGGCCUUACGCCUUCAGUCAGCCUCAAUGUCAUACCUGUGUCGCUGGAAGGUGAAGAUGACCAGACAGAUGACACGAGUAAACCAUUGAGCCAGAAAGUUCUUCCAGAGAUUAAGCUGGAGCCACAUGAAGUGGAUCAAUUCCUGAACCUCUCUUCUAAGGAAGCAGUGAAUUUGCACUUGCCUCCAACCCCUCCCAGUAGCCAUGGCAGUGACUCUGAGGGUGGGCAGAGUCCAACCAGAUCCCUUCCUCCAUCAAGCCCAAUCCAACUACAGGGCACAGCUAAAGUGACCUCACGUGCGGCUUCAUCCCUCUCCAAUUCCCCCCUCCUGACAGCACCACAUAAACUUCAGGGGACAGGUCCAUUGAUUUUGACAGAGGAGGAGAAGAGGACUCUGAUAGCAGAGGGGUAUCCCAUCCCUACAAAGCUACCCUUGACAAAAGCAGAGGAAAAAGCACUGAAGAAAAUCCGCAGGAAAAUAAAAAACAAGAUUUCUGCCCAGGAAAGUAGAAGAAAGAAGAAAGAAUACAUGGACAGUCUGGAAAAAAAGGUUGAGUCCUGUUCCAAUGAAAACAGUGAGUUGCGUAAGAAAGUGGAAGUCCUAGAGAACACAAACAGGACACUCCUGCAGCAGUUGCAGAGACUUCAAGCCAUGGUUGCUGGCAAAGUGUCUCGAUCUUGUAAAGUAGCCAGCACACAGACAGGGACCUGUCUCAUGGUGGUGGUGCUGUGUUUUGCAGUCAUUUUUGGCAGCUUCUCUCAGAGUUAUGGACCUUAUCCCUCUGCCACAAAGAUGGUGCUGCCAAGCCAGCAUUCCACUCCAGAGUCAUACACAGCCUCCAUUGUACGAUCAAGGAGUCUGCUAAUUUACGAAGAGCCCCACCAGUUGGAGGAGCAUUCCAAUCCAGUUCCUGCAGCAGAUCACAGCAGUGUCUGGGACAGGCACACAGAUGCUUCCAAGUACACGGCGGUGUCACUGGAAUCGGUGCCAGGGACACAGCAAGAUGAAAUCAUGCAGUUCACAAUAGCCAACGAAACGAGAUUAGAGAAAUCAGUGCUGCUGGGGCUUCAGCAGCACAGGGUCAGUUCAGAACUUGAGGCAAAUGAAACACUGAAAAUAAUUGAAAUUGACAGAAGAGUCAAUGCCACCUCUUAAAAGAGGCCUUUUCCCCUGCUUCCUGCCCCAUCUUUCCAACCAAAGUACCCCGACUUGUCACCCUCAGUGAACCAAAGGGCAAAAGAGAGGCAGUCUGCUGACUUAUGAACUGGCUGGAGACACUGCAACUUCAGUCAGCAACCAUUGUCCUUAUUCCUCUGCUUCUCCCCUCUCUUCCCCUCCCCAACACCACACACAUCUGUUUUUGCUUUUAUUCCUCUCCCUGACUAAGAACACAAGGGGAAGGACUGGAUUGUAAGGGCAGCUGGUGUUAACAAUGUACAGGUGUUUGGUUUGUGUGUGCGCUAGUCCAGGGGGUGAAGAUAUUGAAUAGGGGAGUAGAACAAGUGUAACCUACAGGCACCUGUGGGUGGUAGGUCACUUGGGAGAAGGAAGAUGAGAGAAAUAAGUGGGCAUAAGAUGACACUGCUCUGAAUUUGGCUGCAGCUCUGUGCCCACCGGUCAGUAGCACUUGAGCUUUAUGGGGGAGAAGGAGCAGAGAGAUGCCACAGUCCCCAUCUGAAGGCAGGAAAUAUUGAUGCUUUUGACUUAAAAGCACAGACAGGAAAAGCUGGUAUGUUGGUCAUGUGAAUUUCCAUGCCUUUUUCCUGUUCUCCCUCUCCCCUGUAUCACUUGGUAGAUAAAGUUUCUCUACUGGUGCCAUCCUUUUGAAGGAUCCAAGUAACGAUCAGUUAGUUCCUGUACCUUUUCUGCCCCUGACUACAUGAAAGAAUUGCACCACUUUAACACAGUUGUUUGAGAGAGUGAUCUGUGCAACCCCUUCAUGUGGAUGCUUUGAAGUCUGUUUAAGACUAGCAUAUUUUUAUCAGUUUGCCUCACUUGAUGGAAGCUGAAUUGCUGUGACGCUCUCUUAAAAUGAGACAUGAUGGAGUUGCAAAGAUUUAAGUAAAUUGUUUUUUAAAUGCAUUAAGAUGCACCAAUUACAUUUUCUCAUGUAGGCAAAGCCUCAAAUUGCUCCAUGUUCUUCCUGUUCCCCUAUCUUCCCAGUACUGUUGUAAAUAGUAUUUAUUAGCUUUCCAACACUUUCUCUGGCAGCCAGGCUGAAGAGAGCCAAGCUCCACAACCUCUAUGAAUGCCUUUGAACAUAAGAAUGCAAAAUUACUGCUGUUGUUGUUUUCUUGAAAUAAUGAUUAGAAAGUACUGAGACUCCAUUUUUCCUCCUUCCCUUCUGUGGGGGUGCAUGGACAUACAGCAGCCAGGUAGAGUAAAGACCAGGGUCAGAACAGGCCUAUUGUGGUAGGCACAAUGCAACCCGUAAUGUGUGACAGACCUUGUCCUGAAUAGCUUAGUCUAUGUAGACAAGACAGGAAAAGGAGGGGGCAGAAAUGGAGGGGAAGUGACUGGCCCAAAGUCAGUGGCAGCUGCAGCAAUAGCAGUCAAAUCUCCUGACUCCCAGUCUCGUGCCUUUUCACUCGACUAUCUUGAUUCUAAAGCAACUAUAUUGUUCCCUUUAACGUGCACUGCCUAGACUGGUCAACCCUCUCUCAACACUGGUUUUGCUUUUGUUUGGGGUUUCCUUUUCACCCUCAUUCAUCCUUUCAGAAACAGCCAGCUCUCCCAGUGAUUGCUGCUGGGGUUUACUUUACACAGACAUGCCAAAUUGUGGAUUUGGUCUAGAGCUCCAAAUGGAACGGGUUAUUUUGGCUACUUCGCAGUUGACCAACAAGAUAUAACUAAAAACAUUAAAAACAAAACAACCUCCACCCCUACCCUUUUCCAGUAUGAAUAAGGGAAACCUAGACUAGCUUUUUUUUACUGUGUAUGGUAAAUAUUUCUAAUAUGUAACAUUUUUCCAGAAAACCCCCCCUUUUUUUUUGUAUUAUAGCUGCAAUGCUGCCUCCUUUGCAUUUCUUAGGGUUUUUGUCCUCUCUUUGCUAUCCUAUAUUUUCCCUAUGGGCCCGAUCCAAAGCCCAUUAAAGUUAAAGGAAAGAAUCCUGUUGACUUGGGCUCCAUCUGAGUCCCCAGUGGGCCAUGUUUCAAACUGGUGAGUAUGCAACAUACAUCCUAGCUCCGUUGCUAGAUAUUGGGAUUUGUAUAUGCAGUUGAUGCAUAAAGCUUUCUCAGUUAAACCCCAGUUUUAUCUGUACAGGUGCCUUUCUUCACUUUGGUGUUAACAAGACACAAAUACUGUUGUAAUCAACUACUAAGUAGGUUCUGUCUGAUCAUUGUUGGUCAGUGUUGCUUCUGAGGCAUAUCUGCUUUUUUUUAUUAAGGGGUAAGCCAUGAUCAUUCAGUUGGGCUUUCUAGGUAGCUCUAGUAUCCACAAGCAAUCAAUGCACAGCUGUCCUUUCUGGAACUGUGGUUUAAGGUACCAGCAUUAAAAGGAGAGAAGAAAUAGUAGUGUAAAUGGGGGCAUGAAUGAGACCCAAAUGGUGGCUGAAUUUUGACCACCUGAGGUCAGCAAAGUGAAGGAAAAAAACCCUUGUCAGAGACUGACUGCAUUGGAUGUAGGACACCCAAGGACAACUGGGAAGGCAUGAGUCAGUCAUUUGAGAAUUCACAGAGGAUCUGGUUUCCGGAGCCCUGUUCCUGCCCCAGCUCUUCUUGGCUUUGAGUGAAAAUAUGACUGCUUAGUAUUUUGGCAAACCAGGCCCUAAAUUCUUGAUUCUUUGGGAUUAUUUUACAAAUCUGUUUCUCUUAUGAAAUGUGGAACAGCAGGUGGAGGCUGAUUUGUCUAAUCUCUCUUGUGCCCAUUACUCUACUUAAUGAACAAGUGGGUUAGCUGCCAUUAAAGGGAUGCUGCUAACAGUUUAUCUAUCUAUCUAUCUGAAUUCAUUCUUGUUUUUAAAAACACUUAUGACUAUUAAGACAAUUUCACAAAACCUUGUGUUCUAAUCAUCGUUAAAGCUGUUUGUUUCCUCUUUGCAGUUCUCUCAGAUUGGGCAUACUAAUCUAAUUUUGAGGGGUGUGACAUCUUUAUUUGAUAUUGGCCUCUGUCUGAGUUGGGCUACAGGAUUAGAUUGCCUGAUCUGUCAGGGAAGUGCUUGCAUUCCUAUGACUAUGAAGUAGCAGUUCUCUUUCCAUACCCUCUGCAUCUCAACCUUGCCUACUGUAAAGUCCCAUGCCCCAAACAUACCCCUCUUCCCCAUAGACAGUUGAACCCAUACCCUGUAUCCAGUAUGGGGACAAAAGUGAGAAAACGCAUUCCACAGCUUUGUUGUUGGCUCAAUGAUUCGUGAGUGACCUCUCUGAAUUCUGGUUCAGUGUAACAGCUCAUUAAUAGGAAUUCUUUACACGCUGGGUUUGGUAUGCAGUAAGAAGGAAGAUCCAGGAUGUAGGUAGCUUUAAGAACUUGGCUGUAUUGCAUGCUAUCUGAUCUCUCUGCCAAUAUACAUUAUAGCAAUUGAUAGUCUUUUGGGUGAAAUUACUCCCCCUCCCCCCCUACCCACCCCUGCACAAGAUGAGCUGAAGUCUUAUACAGCAUGUAAAUCUCUACAGACUGUUUAAGUCUCUAUGGACUGCUUAAGUUUUGCUUCAACCCAGAGGACCUAAGUGGUCCCCACUGGCUUACGCUGUUUUAUAUAGCUCUUGUGUUGACUCAGAGCUGGCUACAUGGAACCUCUGUAUUGAACCAGAUUUUUAUACACCAAUAAACUUAGCUUUUCUCUUAUUGCUUUCAAAUGUUUCCAGAGCUGUCACAUCUUUAAAUCUAGGUAGUCAAGCUAUGAAGGAAUGUAGGGCAUUACUAUAUAUAUAAAAUGGAAAUAAGCACAAUAAUGGAAAUAAGCACAAAGCAUGUGACUGUUCCAGUCCUAUUACUAAUAUGUAGAUAGUAGGAGGUUUUUUGCUAUUUAUAAUUCUCUGCUAUAAGAUUUACUUUCACCCAUAUUUUUUUUAUCAUACAGGCUAUGCUAAGAUUUUACAUGCUAUCAGAUAGCAUAGCAUAGCUUUUGUGUACAUCAUUGACACAUGGCUCUGAUUUGCUGAUGCUGGGUAUCUGGGCCUGUAUCUUUUAUCUGCACAAAUUAUUAGCAUACUACAAGCCUUUUCUUAAUUUUUCUAUUAUAAAGCUGGAAUUCAUUUAAGAUUAAAAUUUACUCCUUCCUCCUCAGCCCUUCCUUUUUAUGAUAACUCAUAUAAAAACUGACUUUUAGCCAUGGACGUUGUCUAGACACAUUUAGAAUGUAGGUCAAGAAAAUGAGUAAUAUUAAUUUUGCUACAUCAAGAGGGAUCUCCACAGAGUAUUUGGGCUCCAGAUUUUAGCUAGUGCCAAGAGGCCAUAAUAUAUAAUCCAUGCAUUUAUGGACAAAAGUAUAUUUAGUAUUUUUACACUUUGUGACUUAAAUGUUUCAUUCUCAAGCCAUUAAUUGGAAAGGGAAUGUUUUGACUUUUGAAGGUGAAGUGGUAGGUCAGUGCUUUGACUGGAAGAAGACUGUAUAUUUCAGAAGUGCUACUUUAUAUUUGUUUAAUUAGAAUGUCACUUCCAUAGAAUUUUAGCUUUGCGUUGAAGUCUAUUUACUAUCCAGAUGUUGAAGACAAAUGACUAUUAGGAUUGUAGGGAUACACUGGCCACACACAGUUGUAUGUCUGUAUGUUGAUCAAUACUACAUAAGGAUUCAGUCAGUAGACCAAAAUAACACAGUUUUCUAACUACUGAUAAAAACUAAAAUCCAACAGAUACACAAUGGCCAUUCAGACUGAGAUUGUGGAUGAGAUCCAGGUUAAUGUUGCCUUGAUUUAGUGAAAAUUCCAGAAG
Molecule: messenger RNA, 6605 nt
Organism: Gavialis gangeticus (Gharial)
Lineage: Eukaryota; Metazoa; Chordata; Crocodylia; Gavialidae
Gene: CREB3L2
Product: cAMP responsive element binding protein 3 like 2
Exons: 12
Coding region: 329-1888 (519 amino acids)
Biological process (GO): regulation of transcription by RNA polymerase II
Molecular function (GO): cAMP response element binding; DNA-binding transcription factor activity, RNA polymerase II-specific
Source: RefSeq, a predicted model, not a curated record